Messenger RNA from Oncorhynchus kisutch (coho salmon), 3007 nucleotides. RefSeq names its product zinc finger protein 251-like. The coding region runs from base 116 to 1246 and encodes 376 amino acids. NCBI's taxonomy places the organism in Eukaryota, Metazoa, Chordata, Actinopteri, Salmoniformes, Salmonidae. Gene Ontology annotation, molecular function: DNA-binding transcription factor activity, RNA polymerase II-specific; RNA polymerase II cis-regulatory region sequence-specific DNA binding. The transcript has 2 exons. The record is from RefSeq and is a predicted model, not a curated record. Gene Ontology annotation, biological process: regulation of transcription by RNA polymerase II.
AAAAACAGAACAAAACAAUACGGAAGUAAAACGGUAGGGAGAGUUUGUUUGGGUUUGUUUGUCCUCGUCCGCGAAAACAUACAUGCUGAAUACCCAACUUUCAGUCGACUAAAACAUGUCUAAACUCCAGUCGUUUCGUGUGUUUUUAAAUGAGCGUUUAACGGCGGCAGCUGUGGAGAUUUUCGGGGCAGUUGAAGAAACGGUAGCGGAGUACCACGAGGAGAAUGAUCGGUUACGGAGACUGCUGCGGAUCACACCGGAGAUAAAACUAUGUAGGAUAGACUCCCUGCAGCUCUCUGUCUCUGAGGAGGAGGUUCUCCCUGAGCAGCAGCACUGUGAGCAGGAGUGGAGCCCCAGUCUGGGGCAGGAGAACCCAGAGCUUCCACAGAUUAAAGAGGAACAGGAGGAACUCAGGACCAGUCAGGAGGAAGACCAGCUUCAAGGGCUGGAGGCUGAUUUCAAAAUCACUCCUUCCUGUGUGAAAAGUGAAUGUGACCAGGAGGACCCAUUUCAGUCCUUCACUUCUCCCCAAACCCAGACUGUGGAGAACAGAGAGAGUGAUCCUAAACAAGUGGUUCUCACACCUUUUGUUACUGUGACCCACCUUAAGGGUCUCAACAUUCCCUGUGACCCUCCAGAUAAUCAAAACAAUGCCUCCAGCCACAGCUCCACCUUAAGCAGCGACCCAGCGGCACUUGACAGCAGCCCAUCGUUGGAUCCCAGCCCAUCGAUGGCGGAACAUUCUUCCAGCACGUCUAGAAAAACUCACCACUGCUGUGAAUGUGGUGAAAACUUUGCUCUGAAAGCUGACCUGCAGAGGCAUAUGACUCUCUACAAGAAGAGACUCCGUGAAUGCAGUUUCUGCAGAAAACGCUGCACCUCCACCUGUAAACUAAAGGCCCAUAUCCGCCUCUGUCACAGUGGGAGACCCUGCACCUGCCCUGUUUGUGCCAAGACCUUCAAACUCAAAGGAUAUCUGUCCAAGCACAUGAGGAUUCACACAGGAGUGGGAGAGAAACCAUUUAGCUGUGGAGACUGUGGGAAAAGCUUUAAUUUGAAGGGGAACCUAAAGAACCAUAUGUUGACUCACACAGGAAAUAAAUCAUUUAGCUGUGGAGACUGUGGGAAAAGCUUCAUUCAUAAGUGGAACCUAAGGAGCCAUAUGCUGACUCACACAGGAGAGAAAGCAUUUAGCUGUGGAGACUGGGAAAAGCUUCAAUCAGGAGGGGAACCUACGGAUCCAUAAACGGACUCACACAGGAGGGAAACCAUUUAGCUGUGAUAACUGUGGGAAAAGCUUUAAUCAGAAGGGGUCCCUAAAGAAGCAUAAACUGACUCACACAGGAGAGAAACCAUUUAGCUGUGGUGACUGUGGGAAAAGCUUCAAUCAGAAGGGGAACCUAAGAAACCAUAAACUCACUCACACAGGAGAGAAACCAUUUAGCUGUAAUGAUUGCGGGAAAAGCUUCACUCAAAAGUCUAACUUACUGACGCAUGUGAAAAAAAUACACAAAGGAGGAAAACAGGAUUAAAACUGAAAGAAAGAACAUUAUGACAAAGAUCUAUUUAGUCACAAGAUGAACUUAAAAAGUCAGGAUGUGGACGAUUCUGAGUACACGCUCAGACAAACAUAGCUGGAAUAAGUAAAUGAAGUCUGAGAGAAUGGUCAGAUUAACUGAUGACUAAAAUAUUAGUGCAGAUGGCAUUGUUUUGUUACGUGCAUAGAUGUAUUAUAGGUAAUGAAUGAGUAGGGAACUUCUGAAAUUCUACAGAUUUUGUGGCACAGCAGGAAUACACACAAACCAAAAAGUAAAAUAAUGGAAUUAAGGAAUAUAUAAAUAUUAGGACGAGCCAUGUCAGAGUGGCAUAGACUAAAAUACACUAGAACAGAAUAUAUUAUAUACAUAUGAGAUGAGUAAAGCUGCAUGUAAAUAUUAGGACGAGCCAUGUCAGAGUGGCAUUGACUAAAAGACACUAGAACAGAAUAUAUUAUAUACAUAUGAGAUGAGUAAAGCAGUAUGUAAAUAUUAUUAAAGUGACUAGUGUUCCAUUAUGCAAGUGGCCAGUGAAUUCAUGUCUAUGUAUAUAGGGCAGCAGCCUCUAAGGUUCAGGGUUAGGUAACUGGGUGGAAGCCGCCUAGGGGAACAUUCUCAAAUAUGUGGGUGUAAAACACUGUUAAAAGCACUGUUUGUGUAGGGGUGGCUGUCCCUAGCAUUGCCAAAAGACAAAGAGCUGUGACUGGAUCAGUGGUUCACCAAUCAGGGCCUUGAUGGGCUUGGCAACAGUAACAAAGGGUGAUGUGUAAUGAAACUAGGGUGCGUGUGCCCUGGGUAAACAAUUUUUUUGGGGGGGGGGAUUGGGCAUUUCUUUAUGAGCAUCGGGUAACGUCCUCGGAACAAACCGGGAACUAGACAAAAACCUCCAGGAGAGAGCAUGGCACAACGUCCCAUGAACCUUUAGGGACCAUGACACAACAUCCCAAUAAUUCCUUAAAAACGUCCUCGAGACCAGCCAGGAAUUAGACAGAUCCUCUAGGGAACCAUGACACAACGUCCUGACGACUUUAGGCGACCAUUUUGUGACAUCCUGGGAGGUCCCAACGACUCAUUGUUUACAUGGAAGUUAUGUUAUUCAUUAAACAAGUAACAUUUACUUUUUUUAUUAACCCAUGUUUUUUUUACAGUUUUUCUGCUACAAAAGUGUGCAAUGCUGUGAUCAAGGCAAAAGGGGGGCUACUUUGAAGAAUCUCAGAUAUAAAAUAUAUUUUGAUUUGUUUAACACUUUUUUUGGUUACUACAUGAUUCCAUAUGUGUUAGUUCAUAGUUUUGAUGUCUUCACUAUUAUUCUACAACGUAUAAAAUAGAACAAAUAAAACCCGCAGGAAUUAGUAGGUCUGGUACUGUACAGUCGGCCAAAAGGUUUGAGAAUGACACAAAUAUUAAUUUCACAAAGUUUGCUGCUUCAGUGUCUUUAGAUAUUUUUGUCAGAUGUUACUAUGGAAUACUGA